AUGAAAGCGUUGAUGAGGAAACCUCGAAGUGCCAACGUUGGCACAGGUCUCGAUGUGUGUGGGGCGUGCGUGGAACACGCCUCGAGGGCAUGCGGCCUCGACCUUGAGGGAUGCGGGAGGGAGGGAGGCAGGGGAGGGAAAUGGAAUAUGAAGGAGCAUUCUGCCGCUCGACGGCUCGAGAGGCGCGAUAAGGCAGAGAGCAUGAUGGCUUCUGUCGUGGCGGUGUGUCUCGUCCUCGCUCUCUUCGGGGUGGGUGUGUCGGGGGAGAACGUUCUCGUUCUCCUGCCGUUUUCGGCGAAGAGCCACAAGAUGGUGUUCAUGGCGUUGUCGGAGGCCCUGGCGUCGAGGGGCCACGACGUCACCGUGGUCAGCCCGCACAAACCGUCGCGGAAGAUCGCGAACCUCCGCGAGCUCGUGAUCCCCGACACGCAUUCCCUCAUGGAGCGCGGGGGCAACGACAUGUGGAAGGCGGAGGGGCAGACGCGGCCGUCCGACAUCCUUCACAUCUUCGGCCUCCUCCGGGAGAUGUCGCACAUCGUGUGCGAGGAGACGCUGAAGAUGCCGGAGCUGAAGCCGUUCGUCGAGGGCAAGGCGAAGGUGGACCUCGUGAUACUGAGCGUCUUCUACGACGACUGCAUGCUCGGGAUCGUGGAUCGCCUGAAGAGUCCCUUCGUGUACGUGAGCACGACCACGGCGUUCCCGCAUCAACAGUCGGCCGUCGGCUUCUCGGAGCCGACGUCGUUCUGUCCGAAUCUGUUCCUGGCGUUUCCGGAUCGCAUGAGUUUCUUCGAGCGGGUGCUCAACACCGUCGCCUAUUACGGGGAGGUCGGGUUCGUCCGGUACUUCAUCGUCCCCCAGUCCGAGCGACUGGUGAAGAAGUACAUCGGGGACGACGUGAGGCCCUUGGAGGACAUCCACCGAGACGUCUCCCUCGUGUUCCUCAACACCCACGUGAGCAUGGACUACCCGAAGCCGAUGAUGCCGGGCGUCGUGGAGGUCGGCGGGAUGCACUGCGUCCCGUCCAAGCCCCUUUCCAAGGUCAAGGUCCUUGCUCUUUUGCUCUGUGUGUUGGGUGCGAGUUCCGCUGCGAACAUUUUGAUUCUUCUUCCUCUGGCGAGUAAGAGCCAUUGCAAUGUGUUUGGAUCGCUGGCCCGGGGAUUGCAAGCUCGCGGUCAUAACAUUACCAUGGUGACGCCUUUUCCGCCCAUGGGAAUUAAAGGAGUGAAAGAGCUGACGGUGCCGGGUGCGGUGAAUGCGAUCGAGGAGGCCGGAGCCGACAUGUGGAAGCAGCAGGGGAACGCGGCGGGUAUUCUCCCGUUGAUGUUCAGCGUGAUCAGAAGCUCCGAGAAGGCCUGCCGGUUGACCUUGGAUUGGCCACCGUUCCAACCUUACCGCAAGGGCGAGGCGAAGGUGGACCUCGUCAUACUUUCGAUCUUCUUCGCCGAUUGUCUCCUCGGUAUCAUUCCGGCUAUGGGGAACGUUCCUUGGAUGUAUGCGAGCCCCGCUGGUUUAUUCCCCCACGUGGGGAUCCCGCUGGGAUUUCGAAUCCCCACUUCCUUCGUGCCGAUCCCCGUCUUACCCUUCCCGAGUCAGAUGUCCUUCUUCCAGAGGGCUCUGAACACCCUCGUCUAUCAGGGAUUCUCGAGCUUCUUCACCUUCUUCUACGAUCCCGCCGCGAGCUCCCUCAUCGCCGAGUAUUUCGGCGCGACCAUCGACGUCUACGAGAUGCGGAAGAACGCGAGCGCCAUCCUCCUCAACCGGGACAUCAGCUGCGACAUCCCCAUGCCCCUCCUCCCCGGGUUCAUCGAGGCCGGCGGCAUGCACUGCCAACCCGCUAAACCCCUGCCAAAGAGUCAUCGCAAUGUGUUCGCCGCUCUGGCAGGGGGAUUGGGCGAACGUGGUCACAAUAUUACCAUGGUGACGCCGUACUUUCCCGCGGGCCAUAAAGGGGUAAAAGAGCUGACGGUGCCUGGUGCAGUGGAGGUGUUGGAGGAAGCUGCAGCCAAUAUGUGGAAACAAGAGGGGGACGAAGCAGCUUUUAUACCGUUGAUGUUCGGGGUCCUAAAAAGCGCUGAUAAGGCCUGCAGACUGGUCUUGGAUUGGCCACCGUUCCAACCUUACCGCAAGGGCGAGGCGAAGGUGGACCUCGUCAUACUUUCAAUGUUCUUCUCCGAUUGCCUCCUGGGUGUGAUUCCUGCUAUGGGGAACGUUCCUUGGAUAUAUGCGAGCCCUGCCGGGUUGUUCCCCCAUGUGGGGGUGUCUCUUGGGCUUCGGGUCCCCACCUCCUUCGUCCCCCUUCCCAUGUUACCCUUCCCUAGUCGGAUGUCCUUCUUCCAGAGGGUCAUAAAUACCCUUGCUUAUCUGGGGAUGAUGGAAUUCUGUUCCUAUUUCUACGAUCCCACUGCGGAAACCCUGAUCGAGGAAUAUUUCGAUAUGAGGAUGGAUGUGAACGAGAUGAGGAAGAAUGCAAGCGGUAUCAUCCUCAAUACAGACCUCAGCUUUGACACCCCGUUCCCUACUCUCCCUGGGGUCGUCCAGGCUGGAGGCAUGCACUGUCAACCCUCAAAACCCUUGUCAAAGAGUCAUCGCAAUGUGUUCGCCGCUCUGGCAGGGGGAUUGGGCGAACGUGGUCACAAUGUUACCAUGGUGACGCCGUUUUCACCCAUGGGUCUUAAAGGAGUGAAGGAGCUGACGGUGCCUGGUGCAAUGGAGGCGAUGGAAGAAGCCGCGGUUAAUAUGUGGAAACAGGAGGGGGAUGAAGCAACUAUCAUACCAUUAAUUCUCAGCGUUGUCAAAGGCGCUGAUAAGGCCUGUAGAAUGACUUUGGAUUGGCCUCCGUUCCAACCUUACCGCAAGGGCGAGGCGAAGGUGGACCUAGUCAUAUUUUCGGUCUUCGUAUCCGAUUGUCUCCUCGGUAUUAUUCCGUCCAUGGGGAACGUUCCUUGGAUGUAUGCAAGCCCUACCGGGUUGCUCCCUCAUGUGGCGAUCUCUCUUGGACUUCGAAUCCCUACCUCUUUCGUCCCCAUUUCCAUCUUACCCUUUCCAAGUCAGAUGUCCUUCUUCCAAAGGGUCCUGAAUACCCUUGUUUAUCUGGGGAUGACGGUGUUCUCUUCCUAUUACUACGAUCCUGCUGUGGAAACCCUGAUCGAGGAAUAUUUCGAUAUGAGGAUGGAUUUGGCAGAGAUGAGGAAGAAUGCGAGCGGUGUCAUCCUUAAUACGGAUUUCAGCUUUGACACCCCGUUUCCUACUUUCCCUGGGGUCGUCCUUGCUGGAGGCAUGCACUGUCGACCCUCAAAACCCUUGUCAAAGAGCCAUCGCAAUGUGUUCGCCGCUCUGGCAGGGGGAUUGGGCGAACGUGGUCACAAUGUUACCAUGGUGACGCCGUUUUCACCCAUGGGUCUUAAAGGAGUGAAAGAGCUGACGGUGCCUGGUGCAAUGGAGGCUAUGGAAGACGUCGCGGGCAACAUGUGGAAACAGGAGGGGGACGAAGCAGCUAUUAUACCAUUGAUUCUCAGCCUUGUCAAAAGCUCUGAGAAGGCCUGUAGGCUGACUUUGGAUUUGCCAGUGUUCCAACCUUACCGCAAGGGCGAGGCGAAGGUGGAUCUCGUCAUACUUUCAGUCUUCUUCUCUGAUUGUUUCCUUGGUGCGAUUCGGGCCAUGGGGAACGUUCCUUGGAUGUAUGCAAGCCCUACCGGGUUGCUCCCUCAUGUGGCGAUCUCUCUUGGACUUCGAGUCCCCACCUCUUUCGUCCCCAUUCCCAUCUUACCCUUUCCAAGUCAGAUGUCCUUCUUCCAAAGGGUCCUGAAUACCCUCGUCUAUCAGGGGUUGUCGAUCUUCUUUUCCUAUUACUACGAGCCUACUGUGGAAUCCCUCGUUGAAGAGUAUUUCGGCGUGAGGAUGGACUUGUCAGAGAUGAGAAAGAACGCGAGCGGCACCAUUCUCAAUACGGACAUUAGCUUCGAUACCCCGAUCCCUCUUCUACCCGGAGUCAUCGAGGCAGGAGGCAUGCACUGCCAACCCUCAAAAACCUUGUCUGAGAGCCAUCGCAAUGUGUUCGGCGCUCUGGCAGGAGGAUUGGCAAAACGUGGUCACAAUGUUACCAUGGUGACGCCGUACUCGCCCGCGGGCCUUAAAGGAGUGAAAGAGCUGACGGUGCCUGGUGCAGUGGAGGCGAUGGAAGAAGCUGCGGUCAACAUGUGGAAACAAGAGGGGGACGGAGCAGCUGUUAUACCAUUGAUGGUUGGCCUGCUCAGAGGCGCUGAUAAGGCCUGUAGGCUGACUUUGGAUUGGCCACCGUUCCAACCUUACCGCAAGGGCGAGACGAAGGUUGACCUUGUCGUGCUUUCGGUCUUCUUAUCCGAUUGUCUCCUCGGUGUGAUUCCUGCUAUGGGGAAUGUUCCCUGGAUAUAUGAGAGCCCAGCAGGGUUGUUCCCCCAAGUGGGGGUCUCCCUGGGACUUCGAAUCCCCACUUCCUUUGUUCCCGUCCCCAGCUUAGCCUUCCCCAGUCGGAUGUCCUUUAUACAAAGGGUUCUGAACACCCUCGUCUAUCAGGGGUUCUCGAUUUUCGUUUCCUAUUACUACACCCCUGCUGCAGAGUCGCUCAUCGAGGAAUAUUUCGGUGUGAGGAUGGAUGUAUCAGAGAUGAGAAAGAACGCGAGCGGCAUCAUCCUCAAUACUGAUCUCAUUUUCGACACCCCGUUCCCUACUCUCCCCGGGGUCGUCCAGGCUGGAGGCAUGCACUUGUGGAGCACCAUGAAAGUCCUCUCUAUCUUAUUCUGCCUGUUGGGGACGAGUUCCGCUGCGAACAUAUUGUUUCUUCUUCCCUUUGCGAGCAAGAGUCAUCUCAAUGUGUUCGCCGCUCUGGCAGGGGGAUUGGGCGAACGUGGUCACAAUGUUACCAUGGUGACGCCGUUUUCAUCCAUGGGUCUUAAAGGGGUAAAAGAGCUGACGGUGCCUGGUGCCGUGGAGGUGAUGCAAGAAGCCGCGGUCAAUAUGUGGAAACAAGAGGGGAACGAGGCAGCUUUUAUACCGUUGAUUGUUGGCGUUCUGAAAGCCUCUGAGAAGGCCUGUAGGCUGACUUUGGAUUGGCCACCGUUCCAACCUUACCGCGAAGGCACGGCGAAAGUGGAUCUGAUCGUGCUUUCAGCUGCCUUCAUGGAUUGUUUCCUCGGUCUGAUUCCGACUUUGGGGAACGUUCCUUGGAUAUAUGCGAGCCCUGCCAGUUUGUUUCCCCACUUGGGGCUCGCCCUGGGACUUCGGAUCCCCACCUCCUUCGUCCCUCUUGCCGUGUUGCCCUUUCCCAGUCGGAUGUCCUUCUUCCAAAGGGUCAUAAAUACCCUUGCUUAUCUGGGGAUGUCGAAAUUCUCUUCCUAUUACUACGAUCCCAUUGCGGAGUCCUUAAUAGAAGAGUAUUUCGAUGUGAAGAUGGAUGUGGCGGAGAUGAGGAAGAAUGCGAGCGGUAUCAUCCUCAAUACAGACCUCAGCUUUGACACCCCGUUCCCUACUUUCCCUGGGGUCGUCCUUGCUGGAGGCAUGCACUGUCGACCCUCAAAACCCCUGUCAAAGUGUGGCGCCAUGAAAGUCCUCUCUGUCUUAUUCUGCCUGUUGGGGACGAGUUCCGCUGCGAACAUUUUGUUUCUUAUUCCCUUCUCGACCAAGAGCCAUCGCAAUGUGUUCAGCGCUCUGGCAGGGGGAUUGGCAAAACGUGGUCACAAUGUUACCAUGGUGACGCCGUUUUCACCCAUGGGCCUGAAAGGAGUGAAGGAGCUGACAGUUCCUGGUGCAGUGGAUGAGGUGGAAGAAGCCGCGGGCAGCAUGUGGAAACAAGAGGGGGACGAAGCAGCUAUUCUCAAAUUUAAGUUUGGCCUGCUCAAAAAUGCUGAUAAGGCCUGUAGGCUGACUUUGGAUUGGCCAGUGUUCCAACCUUACCGCAAGGGCGAGGCGAAGGUGGACCUCGUCAUACUUUCGGUCCUCUUAUCCGAAUGUUUCUUCGGUGCUAUUCGGGCUAUGGGGAAUGUUCCCUGGAUGUAUGUGAGCCCUUCUGGAGUGUUCCCCCAAGUGGGAACCUCCCUGGGACUUCGAGCCCCCACCUCCUUCGUCCCUCUUUCCAUGUUUCCUUUCCCCAGUCAGAUGUCCUUCUUCCAAAGGCUUCUGAACACCCUCGUCUAUCAGUGGUUCUCGACCUUCGUUCCCUAUUAUCACGACCCUGCUGCCGAGUCCCUCAUCGAGGAAUAUUUCGGUGUGAGGAUGGAUGUAUCAGAGAUGAGGAAGAACGCGAGCGGUAUCAUCAUCAAUACGGACCUCAGCUCCGAUACCCCGUUUCCUACUCUCCCCGGGUUCAUAAAGGCUGGAGGCAUGCACUUGUGGGGCACCAUGAAAGUCCUCUCUAUCUUAUUCUGUGUGCUGGGGACGAGUUCUGCAGCAAAUAUUUUGUUUCUUCUACCCCUGGCGACGAAGAGCCAUCGCAAUGUGUUCGCCGCUCUGGCAGGGGGAUUGGGCGAACGCGGUCACAACGUUACCAUGGUGACACCGUUUUCACCCAUGGGCCUUAAAGGGGUGAAAGAGCUGACGGUGCCUGGUGCGGCGGAGGCGAUGGAGAAAGCCAUGAACAACAUGUGGAAACAGGAGGGGGACGAAGCAGCUAUUAUACCGUUGAUGUUCGGCGUUAUGAACAGCUCUGAGAUGGGCUGUAGACUGACUUUGGAUUGGCCUCCGUUCCAACCUUACCGCGAGGGCACGGCGAAAGUGGACCUAAUCGUGCUUUCACCCGUCUUAGCGGAUUGUCUCCUCGGUGUGAUUCCGGCUUUGGGGAACGUUCCUUGGAUGUAUGCAAGCCCUACCGGUUUGUACCCCCACGUGGGGGUCUCUCUCGGGCUUCGAGCCCCCACCUCCUUCGUCCCUCUUGCCAUGUUACCCUUUCCCAGUCAGAUGUCCUUCUUUCAAAGGGUCAUAAAUACCCUUGCUUUUUUGGGGAUGACGGAAUUCUGUUACUAUUACUACGAUCCCAUUGCGGAGUCCUUAAUUGAGGAGUAUUUCGGUGUGAGGAUGGAUGUGGCGGAAAUGAGGAAGAAUGCGAGCGGUAUCAUCCUAAAUACGGACAUAAGCUUCGAUGCCCCGUUUCCUCUUCUUCCUGGGAUCGUUCUUGCUGGGGGCAUUCAUUGUCGACCCUCAAAACCCCUGUCAAAGCGACUGUGGAAGAUCCUUCCCGAUGCCAUCCGGGCGUGCAAAAUCGCUCUGCCGAUCGUCGAUGCCAUUUUAUCGCGGGAUUCGCACGAUCUGGCCGUUUUGGACGCGUUCUGGAGCGACUGCCAUCUUCCCUUGCUAUUCCAGCACGACGUCCCCGUGAUUUUAUUCGGGACGGGGGGUUUCUACCCGAAUUAUUACCAGCUCGGCCUUCACCAGCCGACGUCGUUCUGUCCCGUCAUAGCCUUGCCCUUUUCGGACCGGAUGCCCUUCUGGCAAAGGACCGUUAACACGCUGGCGGAACUCGGCUACAAUCUCUUUUAUGAUCGUUACCUCUUGCGAAAAAUGAACGCGGCGCUGCAGGAAUUUCGGCCGGGCAUCCCGAGCAUCGAAAGCGCUCGGAUUAACGUGACCUUGGUGCUGGUCAAUCACGUGAUAGGAUGCGAUGACCCCCGACCUCUGACCCCGGAUUUCGUCCCGGUCGGACCCCUCCACGAGUUGGAGGAUUACGUGCAGAGCAGCGGGGAGCACGGGUUCAUCUACUUCAGCCUGGGAUCCGCGGUCCAGGGGAAAUUCAUGCCGGAGAAAUACCGGAAGAUGUUCAUCGAGGCGUUCGCCAAGUUCCCCCAGAAGAUCCUCUGGAAGUGGGAGACGGAGCACAUGGACGAUCUGCCCAAGAACGUGAAGCUGUCGAAGUGGCUCCCGCAGCAGGACCUGCUCGGUCACCCGAAGCUGCGGCUGUUCAUCACGCACGGGGGGCUGCUGAGCACCCAGGAGGCGACGUACCACGGGGUGCCGGUGGUGGGGAUCCCCAUCGGGGCGGAUCAGAUGCUCAAUAUGAAGAAGACGGAGCUGGAGGGGGCGGGGCUCACGCUGGAGUGGGUCAGUCUCACGCCGGAGAAGAUUUAUCAGACGAUCAAGAGGGUCAUGGAUGAGCCCAGCUUCCGCGAGAACCUGAAGCGGCGGUCGGCGAUCAUGCGAGACCAGCCGGAGACGCCGCUGGAGCGAGCCGUCUUCUGGACGGAGUACGUGAUCCGGCACAAGGGGGCGCCGCACCUGCGAUCGGCGGCGAGGGACCUCACCUGGUACCAGUACCAUCUGAUCGACGUGUGGGCUUUCAUCCUGGGGGUGAUCGGGGCGGUGCUGGCCCUGGCGUUCUUCCUGCUCCGGUGGUGCUGGCGGUGCGCCUGCCGGAAGGGGUCGGGGAAGCCCCAGCAGCAAGGGAAGGGGAAGAGGAAGAAGGAGUGAGCCCCUCGGGGGGGGGGGAGGGCAUGGGGAGGGGGAUUCGCUCGGUGGGGACUGUGAUUUUUUUCGGGGUCCGUAUC
Messenger RNA from Darwinula stevensoni, 8507 nucleotides. The record is from the annotation of a GenBank genome assembly. NCBI's taxonomy places the organism in Eukaryota, Metazoa, Arthropoda, Ostracoda, Podocopida, Darwinulidae.